Molecule: messenger RNA, 804 nt
Organism: Fonsecaea multimorphosa CBS 102226
Lineage: Eukaryota; Fungi; Ascomycota; Eurotiomycetes; Chaetothyriales; Herpotrichiellaceae
Exons: 1
Coding region: 1-804 (267 amino acids)
Source: RefSeq, a predicted model, not a curated record
AUGUCUUCCCUUCCUACCUUGAUCUUUUGCCAUGGCGCCUGGCACACUUCAGAGUAUUGGGACACGGUCAUGAACGACCUCCAAAACAAGGGUUAUAAAUGCCUAGCUCCCGCACUCAUCUACAACGGUGGAGAGAAGCCCAUCCAAACAAUGACACCUGUGGUGGCUGCUCUGCAAGAGGUCGUUGCUGACGAAACCGGGCUGGGCAACGACGUAGUCUUGGUCAACCACUCUAUGGGCGGCAUGGCAGGUUGCAGUGCCGUCAGGGGCUUCACGAGAAAAGACCCCUCAAAACGCAAAAGUGAGAAGUCGGGACACGUAACGGGGUUGAUCCAGAUCACCGCGUGGACACCAAGCGAACACGAAACUUCUCUGGUCAACAUUGGGGAGGACUUUGCGCGCAGGCAUCCGGAGAUAAUGAGAGCUCGCAUAAAACACAAGAUCGAUGACGAAGGCUGGUGCGAGGUGCAGGACGAGGAGGUGGCUGUGAAGUUCUUCUACAACGACAUGCCUCGCGAAGACGCUGCAAAAUGGAGCUCCAAGCUCAUCAAGUUCUCGGCUGCAAUGUUUGGUGCACGUGACUCUGUCUAUGCUGGCUGGCGAGACGUCCCCGUUUGGUAUCUGAUAUGCUCCACGGAUAACGCUAUCAAGAAAGAGCUGCAAGAGGACAUGGUGCAGAAAUGUAGAGCACUCGGUGCAGACAUCACGACAAGGGAAUGCGAGGCUGGUCAUUCGCCCAUGCUGAGUAAGCCUGGGGAGACGGUGGUGUUCAUCGAGGACGCUGUAAGAGCAUUUUAUGCAUGA